UGUGUGUGUGUGUGUGAUCCCCACCGCAUCCCCAGUACGGUGCAAGGCAGGCAUGAGGAGGGAGCACUGAGCCCAGGGCAUUCCACCUCGCCGGGACCCCGGAGGCGGCAGCGACUUCCUGUGCAGCCCCAAGUGACCGCCUCUUGGGGCUACACCUCCGGGGCGAAACGCAGUGACCAUUCCCUUUAUAGAUGCGAAAACUAGGGCAGCCCAGCGAGGGCCGUGGGUGCCGGCACCUGGGUCUGGAGGUCGGUCGACGCCCGGAGGUCGUUCGGGGUCCUGGGAACCAGGCGGGAGUACCCAAGAGCAGGCUCAGACCCAGUGUGGCGCCUCAGCCUCUAGGUGGCACCGCGUAGCCACACCCGACCUGGGCCAGCACAGAAGGUUUCGCGCCUGCGCAGUGAGAGCGCUCGGCCGCGGAGCCGGCGGGGCGGGGUCGGAGGCGCGCACGCAGGGACGUUGGGGCGGAGCCCCAGCAGGCUGUGCGCCUCUGACAGGCUGCACCGGGGGUAAGAGGCGUUCCUGGGCGGGGCCUCGAGGCCGGUUUGGAAUUUUUGGCGCGAGCCGUGUCCGCGCGCGUUCACGGGCCGUUCCCCCUCCGGAGAAUCCUCCCGCCCUGGCUUGGGGAGCGGUGGGCCGAAGACCCCGGACCGCUCCGAGAGCUCCUGUGCCCUCCGCCGACCCGGAAUCUGGGACCUUGCUGAGCUGCGUCCCGCCCUCCCGCCCCAGGGUUUCCCCACGCCCGCGGAGGUGAAUCAGCUGUGGCCCUGACCAGGAGGAACUCACAGUCUAGUGCGAUAGACCGUGGUCAGCAGAUGUGUCCUGCCCAGUGAGAGGGUGAGGCCCCUGAAAGCUGCAGAGCUCAUCCCGGCCUGGCUUCUGCUCAGGGCCACCCUGGAUUCACCGGGAGCCCCUGCUUCUCCUCCCUCCCCAUCCCACCCCCAAAGCUGUUUGGCCAUGCCAAUGGUGCUAGAAUGUGCUUGUUGUGCCCACCGCCUCCAUGCCUAAAGCAGAGUGUGUGUGUGUGGCAUAGACUCGGCUCUCUUCUGCAGCCUCUUUGGGGCCAUAGGACCAGGUGCUGUUUUGAGUGACACCCUGUUCUGAACUCUGGGGGCUCCUGUGCUGGACAUGCCUGUGCCCGAAGAGGGCACCCCGCCACCCCUGAGUGGCACCCCCGUCCCGGUCCCAGCCUACUUCCGCCAUGCAGAACCUGGCUUCUCCCUCAAGAGGUCUCGGGGUCUCAGUCGGAGCCUCCCACCCCGGCCCCCUGCCAAGGGCAGCAUCCCCAUCAGCCGCCUCUUCCCUCCUCGGACCCCAGGCUGGCACCAGCCCCAGCCCCGGCGGGUGUCGUUCCAAGGCCGAGCCUCCGAGCCCCUGCAGAGCCCCGGGUAUGACCCGAGCCGGCCGGAGUCCUUCUUCCAGCAGAGUUUCCACAGGCUCGGCCGCCUGGGCCACGGCUCUUAUGGAGAGGUCUUCAAGGUGCGCUCCAAGGAAGACGGCCGGCUCUAUGCCGUGAAGCGCUGCAUGUCACCUUUCCGGGGCCCCAAGGACCGGGCCCGCAAGUUGGCCGAGGUCGGCGGCCAUGAGAAGGUGGGGCAGCACCCAUGCUGCGUGCGGCUGGAGCAAGCCUGGGAGGAGGGCGGCAUCCUAUACCUGCAGACAGAGCUGUGUGGGCCCAGCCUACAGCAGCACUGUGAGGCCUGGGGCGCCAGCCUGCCCGAGGCCCAGGUCUGGGGCUACCUGCGGGACAUCCUGCUGGCCCUGGCCCACCUGCACAGCCAAGGCCUGGUCCACCUUGACGUCAAGCCCUCCAAUAUCUUCCUGGGGCCCCGGGACCGCUGCAAGCUGGGUGACUUUGGGCUGCUGGUGGAGCUGGGUGCAUCCGGAGCUAGCGAGGCCCAGGAGGGAGACCCUCGCUACAUGGCCCCCGAGCUGCUUCAAGGCGCUUAUGGGACAGCGGCAGAUGUGUUCAGCCUGGGUCUCACCAUCCUGGAGGUGGCGUGCAACAUGGAGCUGCCCCAUGGUGGGGAGGGCUGGCAGCAGCUGCGCCAGGGCUACCUGCCCCCUGAGUUCACUGCUGGCCUGUCUUCUGAGCUGCGUUCUGUCCUCACCAUGAUGCUGGAACCUGACCCCAAGCUGCGGGCCACAGCCGAGGCCCUGCUGGCCCUGCCCAUGCUCAGGCAGCCGCGGCCCUGGACCGUCCUGUGGUACAUGGCUGCCGAGGCCCUCAGUCGAGGGUGGGCCCUGUGGCAGGCCCUGCUUUCCCUGCUAUGCUGGCUCUGGCACGGGUUGGCACACCCUGCCAGCUGGCUGCAGCCCCUGGGUCCACCGGCCACCCCACCUGGCUCGCCGCCCUGCAGCCUCCUCCUGGACAGCAGCCUCGCCAGCAACUGGGAUGACGACAGCAUAGGGCCCUCGCUCUCUCCAGAGGCCAUCCUGGCCAGUGCUGCCGGGAGCACCUCCACCCCCUGCAGUGGCUCCCCUGCCUCCCGGGGCAGGUACACGCUGAGGGAUUCUCUGGACCUAAGUGACGUUGACUCAGAGCCUCCACAGGGCACCUUCCCCGCCUUUGAGCCUCGGAACCUCCUCAGCCUGUUUGAGGACUCACUGGGCCCAACCUGAGCCCACAGGCCCAGACUCGG
This is a messenger RNA of Aethalodelphis obliquidens (Pacific white-sided dolphin), 2642 nucleotides long. RefSeq names its product protein kinase, membrane associated tyrosine/threonine 1 (gene PKMYT1). Gene Ontology annotation, biological process: protein phosphorylation; meiotic cell cycle; negative regulation of G2/MI transition of meiotic cell cycle. NCBI's taxonomy places the organism in Eukaryota, Metazoa, Chordata, Mammalia, Artiodactyla, Delphinidae. Gene Ontology annotation, cellular component: nucleus; cytoplasm. The record is from RefSeq and is a predicted model, not a curated record. Bases 1129 to 2622 code for a protein of 497 amino acids. The transcript has 9 exons. Gene Ontology annotation, molecular function: ATP binding; protein kinase activity.